Messenger RNA from Letharia columbiana, 3504 nucleotides. RefSeq lists its product as uncharacterized. The transcript has 4 exons. Gene Ontology annotation, cellular component: mitotic spindle midzone; microtubule organizing center; spindle microtubule. Gene Ontology annotation, molecular function: microtubule binding. NCBI's taxonomy places the organism in Eukaryota, Fungi, Ascomycota, Lecanoromycetes, Lecanorales, Parmeliaceae. Bases 1 to 3504 code for a protein of 1167 amino acids. Gene Ontology annotation, biological process: mitotic spindle assembly; astral microtubule depolymerization. The record is from RefSeq and is a predicted model, not a curated record.
AUGGAGCUUCUAGCUAGCAAUACACUCACUGCCUUAAAAAGCACUGCACCUAUUGACACCAAGCUUAAGCAUUUGACAGAACUCAAGGCCGAGAUCAAGCACCGUCACUGUCCUGAACAUGCUGUCGCACCACUCUUUGAUGCUAUUCGCAUCUCCCUUGCUACACCACACCUCACCGAUGCCGGGUUCUCCAUACUCGGUCAUCUCAUGAAACGUUUAGAGUUGCAGGACCAGGACUCGCUUCUCCAAGCACAAGGGAUCAGAACUUACCCGUGUCUACUCGAGCGCCUGGCAGAUCAAAAAGAUCGCAUUCGACAAAGGGCGCUGCAAGCAUUCACUGACUUUCAUUCCGUUUCUGCACCGGAUGUCGAGCAAUAUGUGCGCGACCAUGUCUUGACCAAUAGACACCCGAAGACGAAAGAAGCUGGGAUGCAAUGGAUAAUUAGCAUCCGCACAGAAAAGAACAUACCCUUUCGAACCUUUGUGCCCAAUAUUGUGGACUGUCUUGAAGAGGCUGAUGGAAGCGUUCGACGGACCGCACAGUCUACAAUCAUUGAACUGUUCCAAAAUGCUGGAAUCAAGGGAACCAACGACCUGCAGAAGCAUCUUCAACAGCGCAAUGUCCGGAGAUCAAUUGUUGACCACAUCUUAUCCGAGCUUGGACUUACUGCUCAUGAGGAAAUCGAAUCUGCCCCGCCAACACAGGCGCGAAUUGGUGAGCUUCCGAGACAGACACACUUUCUUGGCAGUAGUACCGCAAGCGACCCCCCGCUUGAUGCGCCGCCAAUGUCGGUAUCUGAGCAAGAAGCCGUACAUUUGGAUCCCUUGUACAUCGAAAGCCACAGAGAUCUUGAAGAAACGUUCCGUGAGAUGCAUCCAUACUUCGAGGGCAAGGAGUCUGAGCAGAAUUGGCUCAAGCGAGAGAAGAGCAUAUUGAAAUUGAGAAAAAUAACAAAAGGCAAUGGACUUCAAGACUUCACCACAGUUUACCUUGCCGGCAUCAAGGGACUCCUCGACGGUAUUCUGAAGACUGUCAAUUCCUUAAGAACAACCGUAUCCGCCAUUGGCUGCCAUUUGGUACAAGACUUGGCCCGAGUCGCCGGGCCUGGUCUUGAUAGCAUGGUUGAAAUCCUACUUCAGAAUUUGAUCAAGCUUUGUGCGAAUACAAAGAAGAUCACAGCAGCUAAAGGCAAUGACACGGUCUCCGCCAUCAUGGCCAAUGUGACUUUUAACAGUCGACUCACCCAACAUAUUUACAGCGCUUGCCAGGACAAGAACGUGCAACCUAGAAGUUAUGCGUGUGGAUGGCUCAAAAUCAUCAUCAACAAACACGGACACCAUAAGCAUGUCAUUGAGCACGCCGGAGGGCUUGAAUGGAUUGAGAAGUGUCUGAGAGCUGGUCUCGGAGACCGGGACCUAAAAGUCCGUGAGAGCAUGCGAUCAACGUACUGGGCAUUCGCCCGUCUUUGGCCGGAAAGAUCUGAAGUCAUCAUGUCCACUCUCGACAAGAAACAACAAGAUUUGUUGAUAGAAGAUCCUUCAAACCCGAACCCUCACAAGAUACCGGCACCGCACACUACUGUAGCUGGUGCUAAGCCCGGGUUCUCUCAUAGCACGACCUCAGUACCAGCUAAACCUUCGAUCAAGGAGACCAUUGCGGCACAAAAGAAAGCAAAGCUAGCAGGCAAACAUCUUCCCGAACGCCCUGGGUCGGCCGAACCCUUUGGAUCACCCAAGAAAUCUGUCCUACAGCCUAGUCUGGCUAGACCGGCAACUGCCAUGUCUGCAGCCACCCGAAAUGUGUCUACAACAUCGAUUGGUACAUUAUCCUCCGCACCAGUGCGCCCACGACGGAGAGCAGAUGUAGCUCGCCCGGCUACCGCAGAUCCCUAUUCUACCAGGAAACCCGCGAGAACGGAAACACCACCAAGAAGUCCUGCGGUGAGCCCUGUCAAGAGACCAAAGACCCCCGCAAACACCGCAAGUACGAUUAAGUUGGGUCCUACGAAGGUUGGUAGCCCUGCUAGUACCAGCUCCGUCAAGGCGAAUUCAUCAAAGAAAGCUGGCAUAGUCAAUUUGAAAGUCCAGCCCCAGCAUAGUCCUACGAAAGCUGCAGAAAAUUUCACCAUGGUUAUGCCCAAUAUGAAUGAGACGAAGUCGGACGCCAGCGACUUCUUGCCUUCACUCAAAGCACCUAUUGAGAUCAAGUCUACUUCCUCACUAGAUAUACCACCUACGGGAGAUCCAUUCAUGCCUACGGAGUCCGAGAACGCUCGAUCAUCCCCGAGUCCAAGGAAGUAUCUCAACCAGAACGGUUCCGCUUCAUCGAUCAAUGGCCAUGGAGGUGACAAGUCCCACACGAGUCCCACAAAGCUAGCCAACGACUUUGAUCAUCUAUCAAUGAACGGGGCCAGUAGCCAAAGAAUAUCGAUGAGCCCAAGAGCUAUUGGAUCGAGGAAAGAAAAUCUGACCAUGAAAACCUCCUAUUUCCAGGAACAACGGCCGCUCCAGGUCUAUGAAGAUCCUGUGCUUGACCCCAGCGAUGGCAAAUUAUCCCUUCCGCCAUUAGUCCACACGCCAGGUGCCCUUGAAGAACUUCCAGUGAACGAGCCUGCAAAACAGCAUCGCCAGGUAUUUGAUCAUCAACUCUUAGCGGAGGAGCCCGCUAGUCCCGAAUACCACGAGAAGUGGUUGGCUAUUGAGGCAGCGGAGAGACAACGUAUUAGCAAUUCGGAAAACAUUGAUAAUCCCCGGCUUGCACGCAAGAUCUUAGACAGCGGAAUCGUCCGCGUCCAGUCAAGGAGCUUGGAUGUUCACGGAUUUCGCAAGCUUCAGGCGCUGAUUCGCACCUCGGGAGAGUCAAUCUGGGAAGGCGGCUACAAAUUUGACGAGCUAAUCCUCCCACUCCUCGAAUACCUCGAGACACCAAAUGACGAAUCAACACCUCGCACAGGCAAAGCGCAGGAUUUGAAGACGCAGGUACUGGUUACGGUACGAGUUUUGCUGCAACAUCAGCCGAAAUACUUCUUCACCUACCAUCCGCGCGCACUUACCGCUGUCCUUGCUGCUCGCAAGCAUUACAGCAGCACAUCCCAUAUUGUUUGCGGUCUCGAAGAAACCGCUGAGUCCAUCGUCUAUCAGUGUGACCCGUCUCCCUGCAUUGAUUCUGUUCUGGAUCUUCUAGAGACCGAACGUCCCGAAGGCGCUGAGACUAAUACCAUUCUCAUGGGAUUGUAUGUCCUGGCCGGCUUAUUACACCGUGGUCAAGAGAAAGGAACUCGCCUUCAUCUGAGUGAGGAACAAGAAGAGAGACUAGGCUGGAUGGGUGCGAGAUGUUUGUCAGAUACGAAUCCUGAUAUACGACGCGCUGUAAUCGAAUUCGUGCUCGAAUUAUACGAUACCGUGGAUCAAAAAAGAUUUUGGGGCCUUGUGACGGGUGCGAAGGAAGAUCAUCGCAGCUUGAUCACUUACUAUUUGGCGAGAAAGAGGGCUGUUAUGCAGUAA